Messenger RNA from Brassica oleracea var. oleracea, 891 nucleotides. RefSeq lists its product as uncharacterized. The record is from RefSeq and is a predicted model, not a curated record. Lineage: Eukaryota; Viridiplantae; Streptophyta; Magnoliopsida; Brassicales; Brassicaceae. Gene Ontology annotation, cellular component: chloroplast thylakoid membrane. The transcript has a single exon. Gene Ontology annotation, biological process: photosystem I assembly; response to photooxidative stress. Bases 15 to 776 code for a protein of 253 amino acids.
AUCAAAAUUUAGGUAUGCCUCCUCCGGCAAUGCUUUCGUUUGAUGAUGGCUCAGAUAACGAGUGGAAGGGUUUCACAGUUUUCCCUGAAGAAAACCCUUGCCCUAACCCUAACUAUUAUCUUAACUUCUUGGUGAAGAAGGCAAUUCUAGAGGGUGAGAAAACAACGGGUCCUAUUUUCUCCCGUCCUUCGGAAAGAGAAGACAGCUUCAGAAUGGUAUUACCUCCAGCCAUGCCUCCGCCUAGAGACUCAGCCGUACCGCUUCCUAUGCUCCCUGAGCCGAUGAGGAUCCGGAAGAAACUUAGCCCCCAAGAAUCAUCCCAUUUUACGAGGAAGUCUCGUUACUCGGACAAAACCUUCUGCAAGGAAGAAGAUUUCAAAUGUAACGCCUUCUGUUUGUCUCUACCUGGCUUCGGGAAACAAAAGUCGAAAUGCCAAGAUUCGAUGGAGAAUAAGAUGAUCUGUACAUCUUCUUUCACUAACUCUACUGUUUCAACACGCUCCUCGGUCGAGAUAUUCGAAUGCGGUUCCUGGGCCUCGACGACAGCCCUGAUGCAAGAUAACGGAGGAAGAUAUGUGCAAGAACUGGUGACUUCACGGUCGUCAAUAAGAGAUUACCAGAGAUCGGCUGAGACUUCACCGCAACGCCGUGUGAGAUUUUCCACACCUUCUUCGGCUUCGGUUUCUUGCCCUACUUCGCCGCGGUCUUGUAUCACCCCACGAUUGCGUAAGGCUAGGGAUGACUUUAAUGCCUUCUUGUCCGCUCAAGACGCUUGAAUAUGGAAGAAAGAAAAAACAGACACCAAGACUUUUUUUUAAUGGAAGUAUGUUGUGUGUAUGAUUUGUGUAUUAAUCUGAGAUUAUCUUCAUGUUUGUUUCAUAUUCUGUUUUG